Messenger RNA from Funneliformis mosseae, 273 nucleotides. The record is from the annotation of a GenBank genome assembly. NCBI's taxonomy places the organism in Eukaryota, Fungi, Glomeromycota, Glomeromycetes, Glomerales, Glomeraceae.
AUGACCUUCAACAAUUACAUAGAAGAGAAUCCUGGAAAAUUUUCUCAAAAUAUCGAAGAUCUCAGAUCACCCAUGGGACUUUAUCUUUUAUUGCUAUUUAUUAAGAAAAAAAAGAAAGACGAAAGCGCGGGAUUGAGCAUAUGUACAACACGAUCCAAUUUUAUCGGAAGUUCAAUCGAUAUUGAACAAAUAGUGAAUGAAGGACUAUUUCAUUCAGAUGAAAUAUCCGAAACUGAUGAAGAAAAGGCGUCCCCAAAGGGUAUAAAGAAAUAA